AUGGCGCCGGCGAGCGGGACCAGCGGGAAAGGGGGGCGGUGGGCGAAGCUCCGCUGCGCCGCCGGGACGGCGCUCGCGAUUGUGGUGGCCUUCGGCCUCGCGGUGCUCAUCGUUUGGUUCAUCGUCCGGCCGGCGCCGCUGGAGUUCGCCGUUGACGACGCCCGUGUCCGCGGGGUCAACAUCACCGACGGCCGUCUCAACGCCACGUUCGAGGUCAGCAUAUGGGCCGACAACAGAAACAACAAGGUCAGCGUUUACUACGACGCCAUGGAAGUGAGGGUGGUCUAUGAUGACCAGGCAGUGGCGUUCGCCGAGGUGGCGCCCUUCUUCCACCCGCACCACAACGCGACGGAGAUACGCGUGACGGCGGCGGCGGUGGCUGCGCCGCUGGGGGAGUCGGCGAGGAGGGAGCUGCGGAGGGACAUCGCCGGCGGGAAGAUUGUCGUGGAGGUAGCCGUGAGGGCGAGGAUACGCUACCGCAUAGCGACCUUCAAGUCGCACCACUACACGCUGCGGGCCUACUGCACACCGGUGGACCUGUAUCUCUCCCCGUCCACCCCCAGCAGCACGACCAACUGUGACGUCGAGUUCUGA
Molecule: messenger RNA, 594 nt
Organism: Spirodela intermedia
Lineage: Eukaryota; Viridiplantae; Streptophyta; Magnoliopsida; Alismatales; Araceae
Source: the annotation of a GenBank genome assembly